This is a messenger RNA of Oenanthe melanoleuca, 3025 nucleotides long. RefSeq names its product fibroblast growth factor 6 (gene FGF6). Gene Ontology annotation, biological process: regulation of cell migration; positive regulation of gene expression; cell differentiation. The record is from RefSeq and is a predicted model, not a curated record. The transcript has 3 exons. Gene Ontology annotation, cellular component: cytoplasm. NCBI's taxonomy places the organism in Eukaryota, Metazoa, Chordata, Aves, Passeriformes, Muscicapidae. Bases 2 to 622 code for a protein of 206 amino acids. Gene Ontology annotation, molecular function: fibroblast growth factor receptor binding; growth factor activity.
GAUGGCCACGGCACAAAGACUUCUCAUCACUAUGUCCUGCGACGCCAGCGCUCGCCGGACGUUGCCUGCGUUCCUUCUGCUGGGUUUGCUCGCCGGGAUUGCUGCCACACACCCAGUUGUAAGCAGAACUAAUGGCACAUUGCUGGAGAGAGGAUGGCAAUCUCUGCUGUCCAGGUCCAUGGCUGGGAUGUCAGGGGAGAAGGCAGAUGUGAACUGGGAGAGUGACUAUUUGCUAGGAAUCAAGAGGCAGCGGAGGCUUUACUGCAACGUGGGCAUCGGGUUUCACCUUCAAAUCCUCCCAGACGGAAGGAUAAGCGGAGUUCACAAUGAAAACCAAUACAGUCUCUUUGAAAUAUCCACUGUAGAAAGAGGUGUUGUAAGUCUGCUUGGUGUGAAAAGUGCUCUCUUCAUUGCAAUGAACAGUAAGGGCAGGUUGUAUGGGACGGCUGUUUUCCAAGAUGAGUGUAAAUUCAAGGAAACCUUGCUGCCCAAUAACUACAACGCGUAUGAAUCCAACGUUCACCGUGGUGCUUACAUAGCCCUGAGCAAACACGGCAGGGUGAAGAGAGGGAACAAGGUUUCUCCUGCCAUGACAGUGACCCACUUCUUACCAAGAAUAUGAGCACCAAGAAAAGAAGAUUAAAUCCUAGGACAAAGUGUUUCGUUUUGCACAUGGGGAAUAACCUCCCAGGUAAAGUAUUUAUACUGGUCAUUGAAAAAAAAAAAAAAAGAAAUCUCUAUAUGUAUGUGUAUAUUUGGAUAAAAAUAUUUGUACUAGAUUCAUCACAUGGCAUAUGAAAUACAAUGCUGCUUCUCUCCUACUCUGUACAAAUUUUACAUGGCUGUUUGCCUCCUUUGGUGCUGUACAGAGAAAAAUGCAAUCUGGAGUGCAAAGGAAAUUUUUGGAAGAUGCAGAAUGGCUGUGGGCAACCAUCUAAUCAAUCUUAGGUGAUUUACUAAAUGUUAUUUACCUCAGAUAAUAACCUCUUGUAGUGAGCUGUUUACAUACCAUGGGCCAAAUCACCAGAUGAUUUUGCUUCACCAGAGCUUCAGGCAGUUCAAUCCAUCUGCAUAUCUGCCUGCAUCCCCGCUUUACAGACUGUAUCCUGUCUUGUAAAGUUCUCAAACUGCUUUGAUCAUUUAAGGUGCCAAUUCCACAAAUGUUUCUACACAAGCAAACUGUCUAUUCCUGGAGCCCCUCUGUCUCUGAAGGGAUUCUCCAGGGUCUCCUCACAUGGACUGGUGGCAAAAUGAAGACCUACAAUCAGUUUCUUGUGGGAAGGGUCACAGAUGGAUUUGGAGCUGAAGAUUUUGAAUGGAAUUUUGUGAUCUUAGUUUAGACUUACUUCCAAUAUAGAUGUGUACAUCUUUAAUAUUAAUAUUUGUAUAUAUAUAGACAUGGGAUGUGUGAGUGUGCAUAAUUACAUACUUUUAAUGAAUCAAUCAUCCCAGUGUCCUGAUGCCCAGGUGCCUUUAUAUAAAAGAAAAGCAAUAUUUAAAGGCACUCCAUUUCAUUUAGCUUGAAUGUUGUUAAUCUCUAAUUAUUAGAACUGCUCUAUGGGAUGCCUUUUAUAAAAUAUGAGAAAUUCAUGGAAGCUUCCAGCAAAAGGUUAUUUUAGAAAACUCUGUGUUGAAUUUUCACUGUCUUAAGUAUAUUUGGUUCUUCUCUAUCAUACCUCCCUGAGGUGUGAAGGACAGAGAAAGAAGGAGGCUGAACAAGCAUACCUUCCCAUGUUGGGACAGAGGAAUCCGUGCCAUAAUUCCAAUUUCUGUCACUUGCAAAGCAUCAGUUUCAAAGACAACACAGCAAGCUGCAUGAAAUACUCUUCAAAGCCCUCCUAGAAGCUGUACAAACGGCACAUAACCUUGCCUUGCUAUUUUGACAACCCUUUUCCAGAUCACCAAUGAAGCUGCAUUCUCUGUGCCUUUGAAAGAGUAUUUUAGGAGGCCCUAAGUCAAUAGUCACUAUAAAUGUCAGUUACCAGAAGCCUUGGGAUUCCUUCAUUGGUGGCGUGCUCCUAAAUUUGAAACUAGAUUCAAUGCAAUGUCAGAGCAUGAGCAUUUUCAGCAUAGAUGGACCAUGCUGCUGCAGAAGUGAAUAUCUGAGUGCAAGAUUAUCUCCCACGUCCAGCCAAAAUGGGGCUAUGUCCAGCCUUGACAUGCCAUUCUAUUUGCAGGGGCUGUCUAUUCGUGAUGAAUUUGAGCCUUCUGACAUGCAUGAGAGACACUGUCAGGGCCAGAUCCUCAGCUGGAGUAAAUCAGCCCAGGAAAACUAUCAGUUUAUAGCUGCAGAAGAUUUGGCCCAAAGGACAUACCCACAAGGAUGUACCCACCACCACCAUUCCAGAGAAACUGUCAAUGCAAUUGUUUUGUGAACCAAAUACAGUUUUCCAGCAUCUCUAGUGUGACUUAUACUUUAAUUUAUCUGGUUCAAAUGUAAGUGAUGAUCACAGCCUAAAUGAAGAGAAAAAAAGAGUGGAAUACUGCUCACAGUACAGGAAUGGGAUGCUUUGGAGGAAACUUUGGAAGGAAAGAAGUUGGAAGGAAUUGCUCUUUAUUUUCUGGUCUUGCAGUAUUUCAGAGAGAAGCCAAGAUGAUACACUUUGUUCACCCACAACGUGUGCAGCAGUUGGCUUUGGAAAAAAUGUGCAUUUGAAGUGAAAAAUCAGGAUGUUUUGAGGGGGGAGAGAGUGGGUCAAGGAAAAGUUUGGAGGGUAUCAGGCAGUACAUUGACCUGGAGUCCCCAGAAGUACAGAGAGCUGUGCUGAAAUACAUUAGCUGGCAACCUGUAUCCUGGUGUUAUAUUCCUAAUUGUCUUUGAAGUGAUGUUUGAAAAGGGUGGAAGAGUCCAGGGAUGUAGAAGGAAAUAGAGUUCAAAUGCUGGCACACAAGUUUGUUUCUGAUCACAGCUUAAUCUAGCAUCCUUAUGACAUGAUAAAGUCUGUUCCCUCUUAAACCAGGGCAGCCUAGAGAAAGUGAUUGUUGCCAGUACUGGUAAGCACUGGGACAGCUGACACAAAAGGUG